AUGUCCUCACAAGACAACGAGACUCACGACUUCACGCGAGAUGCAGCGAACGCAGUCCAGGUAUUUCGAAGAACGUUUCCUGAAUUCCUCACAUCUUUCGAAGCCCUCCUUGGCCCACUGAUUCGCUUCUUCAUUCACACGUUCCGACUGAAAAUGAACUCCAAUCUUCUUCCAACAACAGCACACCUCGAAACCCCAAGCCAACGAAACUUGCGCUACACAAUCGUCAGCAAGCUAAUGGCUGACUUCAACUCCUCAGAGCCAUUCGGAUUCGAUCGCGAUUAUGACCAUGAUCUUUUCACCUUUGUUCUCUACUGGUACCUACGGGAUACAUGGGCUGCUGAUAUCCGCGAGCAAAUUGUGAGACACGCACCACGGACAGACCUGAGCUCCUUCGCCGAAUUUCCAUACUCCCCAAAACCUGUCCCAGAAGAGCUUCGCCCUAGUCUCUUUAUCUACAACCCAAACCAUCCAGACCUCGGAGAGAUCGAUCCUAAACGCAAUGGACUAUAUUACGUGGGUCGCCGUGAAUGGAUUGACGGACAGGACGUUACUGAAAGCGAUACAUGCCAUGGGAAUGAUUCUGGGUGCAAUGGCAUUCCCGGGAGAGUAAUUCUCGGGAAUAGCGUUCCUGGAGACGAGAAAUGCAAAGAGUGGCUUCGAACCUCCCACUCAUAG
Penicillium atrosanguineum is the source of this 678-nucleotide messenger RNA. RefSeq lists its product as uncharacterized. The record is from RefSeq and is a predicted model, not a curated record. The transcript has a single exon. NCBI's taxonomy places the organism in Eukaryota, Fungi, Ascomycota, Eurotiomycetes, Eurotiales, Aspergillaceae. The coding region runs from base 1 to 678 and encodes 225 amino acids.